Messenger RNA from Suillus bovinus, 702 nucleotides. RefSeq lists its product as uncharacterized. The record is from RefSeq and is a predicted model, not a curated record. The transcript has 5 exons. The coding region runs from base 1 to 702 and encodes 233 amino acids. Lineage: Eukaryota; Fungi; Basidiomycota; Agaricomycetes; Boletales; Suillaceae. Gene Ontology annotation, molecular function: acyltransferase activity, transferring groups other than amino-acyl groups.
AUGUCUGCUUACGGGGUCAUCGACAGACCGCAAAGGACAUCUUAUUUGCCUACUACAUUAUGGGAUAAUCCCCGAGUAGAGUCAGAUCUCGGGACCCAAUCUUUCGUGACCAUACAUCACAUCGACCGGGCCGCGGUGGAGCGCGUCCAAACCGGUCUAUUCAACUACCUCCACUCCAUCUUUACGAAUGAAGUCGACAAAGGCUUAACGUAUCCACAAGAAGACAUCAGCGAUCCCGCAGCCUUCGGAGCGUACUUCUUCGGCGGAGACGUGCUCCUCGCCAUCGCUGGUAAAGGAGAUCCGCCCAAAAUUGAGAGCGAGCAGCGCGGGGUGCGGGAGAUCGAACAAAGCCUGGAAGGUGCGAGAAAUGGGCGGCCAUGGGAGGGGUGCGUCGCAGGGUUUUACUAUGUAAAACCCAACUACCCUGGGCGAUCUUCCCAUAUCUGUAAUGCAGGAUUUAUGGUGCCCCCUUCCCAACGUGGCAGUGGUUAUGGGCGUAUCCUCGCUAAAUCAUAUCUGCACUAUGCACCAGCGUUGGGAUACAAGGCUAGCGUGUUUAACCUAGUGUACAAUAAUAACGCCGCGAGCGUCAAGUUGUGGGAGGGACUGAAGUUUACGAAAGCUGGACUUAUACCCAAGGCUGGUCAAGGCGAGGAAUACGUUGACGCAAUCGUGUUCUAUAAGAGUUUCGAAGAAACAUAG